Miscanthus lutarioriparius is the source of this 333-nucleotide messenger RNA. Lineage: Eukaryota; Viridiplantae; Streptophyta; Magnoliopsida; Poales; Poaceae. The record is from the annotation of a GenBank genome assembly.
AUGGGAUACUUGGAUGAGCAAUUUUGUCAGAUUGAGGACUUGCAGGAUGAAGCAAGCCCUAAUUUUACAGAAGAAGUUGUUUCCUUGUUCUUCAAGAACUCAACCAGGCUAAUGACAAAUAUUGAGCAAGCUAUCAUUGGUGCUUCUAGGAUGAAGAACGAGUGCACCUCAUUCAGGAAUAGCUGUGGAGACGAGAAUGCUGAAGGUUGUAUGAGGUCCUUCCAGAACUUGAAGAGGGAGCAUGGAGUCCUCAGGCAGAAGCUGGAAUCCUACUUCCAGCUGCUGCGACAAGCCGGUCCUGCCGUGACUGCAACCAGACCUAGAGGCAUGUAA